This is a messenger RNA of Komagataella phaffii GS115, 2598 nucleotides long. RefSeq lists its product as hypothetical. NCBI's taxonomy places the organism in Eukaryota, Fungi, Ascomycota, Pichiomycetes, Pichiales, Pichiaceae. The transcript has a single exon. Gene Ontology annotation, molecular function: zinc ion binding; DNA-binding transcription factor activity, RNA polymerase II-specific; DNA binding. The coding region runs from base 1 to 2598 and encodes 865 amino acids. The record is from RefSeq and is a predicted model, not a curated record. Gene Ontology annotation, biological process: regulation of DNA-templated transcription; DNA-templated transcription.
AUGGAUAAAAGUAAAAUCAGGUACAAGAGAUCAAGAUCGGCGAGAGCAUGUGAAGUCUGUCACGCUCGGAAAGUUCGUUGCGAUGCAGUGGAUAUUUUUCCAUGUACUAAUUGCAAAACGUUUGGCAAUGAGUGUGUGAUCCCAGAGGUUCGUAAGAGACGAGCUCGCAAGAUACAUGAAGAGAAAAAUGGUGACCUCAGUCUGAAUUCAUCUUCCCCUGCUUCCUCAUCGUCUACUACUAAAAUUAAGCCCGAACUGCCCGGUAAGGGGCGGAUCAAUCUAGCUGUAUCUGCCACUGAAACAAUAGCUGCUACAGUGACCCCUGGGACUGGUGCAGACAAGAGCGUAGGAUCUUCCUAUAAGAAUCAGACCUGGGAUUUUUCUGGAAGCACCUCAUGUUUGAAUCAAGUGAUGGCUACAGUCUCCACCAAAGAAUUGAGCGGUUCAGAGUAUUAUCGUUCUCCUGAAGUGAAAGCGUUUCACGAGAUGGAGAUGGAAGCUCUAAAAAUAAAGGGUGCUUUUUUGAUACCAACAGAAGAACUAUGCAAGAUUCUUAUUUCGUGCUACUUUCAGCACGUUCAUCCAUGGUCUCCCAUAAUAAACAGGACACACUUUGAAAAGCACUAUCUUCCAAAUUUGCGGAACCCACCGAGUAUCCUUCUUUUACAAUGUGUUCUUUUAGCAGGCUCUCGUGUCUGCAAACAUCCGCAGCUUAUGGACCCAGAGACUGGCUCUGUGGACACUUGUAGCUUUAUCUUCUACUAUCGUGCGAAGGCUAUAUAUGACAGUAACUUGGAAACAGACCCGAUUUCUUUGGUCCAAUCAAUCUCUUUGUUGGGACAUUUUUGGGAAAGUGCUGAAAGUGUUGUUAAGAAUAUUUUCUAUUGGAGCAGAUUGGCCAUCACUUUAGCUCAAUCAUAUGGUUUCCACAGAUGUUUACAGCCCUCAUCAAAAACGUCAGCUGAGGAUCUGAAGCUAAUUCGACGUAUAUUUUGGUGUCUUUUCAUUAGGGAUCGUGGUAUUUCGGUAGCUUUUGGAAGACCAUUGACUAUCGACUUGGAUGAUUGUGAUGUUCCCCUUCUAUCUACUCGAGAUUUUAUUGAAAUCGACGAGGACAAUAAAGCCAUAUCACCAUUAACACUUGCAGCAGAGCAUGUCGAUUUUGUGAUGCAUAGCCUCAAAUUGGCAGAAAUCAUGGGAAUUGUGCUGAAACAACAGUACACUGUGAAGGCUGAAAAUUUAGAGUCUGUGUAUCACAUCAACAUUGUCAAGCACUGUGAUAUGAUCAUGGGAAACUGGCUUCAUAACUUACCAUCCACAUUAUGCUAUCAUGCAUCAGAUCCAGCUCAACAGUCACUUCCCAGGGCCAUUAUUAACUGCAAUUACUACGCCGUAUUGUGUUUGAUUCACAGACGGAACAUCCUCAAGAGGGUCAAACAUCCCCUUCCAAACAAAGACGAUUAUUACCCUUCUUGGGGUGUGACUUUUCAAGCUGCACACAUGAUUUCACAGAUUGGCAAAUACCUACAAACUAGUGGACAAUUACAGUAUGUGUCGAACUCCUUAGUGUUCUCAUUCUAUAUUGCUACGGUUAUGAUGAUAUAUCACUUGUAUAAUAAAAACCGAAAGGCUGCUGCUAUUGCAAAACAAUCCAUAGAUACUCUUUGCAGUUGUCUAAACGAACUGUCCAAAGUGUGGAAAAUUGCCCUUUUGUGUUCAAAAAUACUGGACAUUUUACUGAAGGAUGAAGCAAAACGUUUAGAGUUUGUCCAGAACGUAAUUUGUGUGUCUGUUGACGUCGGAAAAAAGAACAAAGUACACAGUAAAAGCCAAAACGUACAGACCGCUGAAUACGGGGAUGCGCUUUUAUCCGAAGAUCCAAAACCAAAGGAGAACUCAGGAAAUGAUCUGAGUAUGCCAUUGAACGAGAAACGCCCACCAGCGGCCAUUUUUAAUAACGGUCUAUCUCAAAACCCCAAUUUAAUUAAUAUAAUGACACAGUCAUUUCCUGGUUUCACUAAUGAAGACAAUCUCAUUCCGAUGGAUGGUAAUACAAAUCCAGAUUCGUUUCCAGCACAAACUUCUCAAGAUUUUAACAAUUUACAGCACAACCUAGAUUUAUUCAAACCGAAUAAAUUAUUCCCAUCCUACGAUAAUGGUGACUCACAUCCACCACUUGACCGUGAGAAUUUGAACAGAUUGAAUAAGAGUAAGAACAAUCAUAAGUUCCAAAUUACCAAGUCGCAUAGCAAUGAAUCUCCUAAAACUGAGGACAGUGUGAGCAGUGGUAAUGAGUUCGUCAUUGAAAAGAUCAUCAAUGACAACUGGAUGCCGAUGUUUGAUGUUCCUGCCAAUGCUGAAACUACUGACAAUGACGCACAACACGUUUCGUCAGCUACGAACACAGGAAGUGGAAGCAGUGUUGAAGAUGCCCAUCCAUCUGAGCCCUUAUCAGCAACCCUACUUGAUCCCUCCGUGUUCAACUUAGCCAACGGUAAUAUCCUUAAUCCUGAGACCGUCUAUGGACCUAACAUGGAGGGAUUCGACUUUCACUCUGGCAACUUUGCCAGAUCAGACUGGUUCAACUUUUUCCAAUAG